Messenger RNA from Notodromas monacha, 774 nucleotides. The record is from the annotation of a GenBank genome assembly. NCBI's taxonomy places the organism in Eukaryota, Metazoa, Arthropoda, Ostracoda, Podocopida, Cyprididae.
AUGUCCGAUACACUGGCGAACAAUAACGCGUCGGACUUGGUUAUCGACAGCGACGUUUUGCUAAAUCUCAUAGCGGAAACGGAUUCGAUUGUGGCCAAUGCUUCCGACUACAACGACACUGACGUCGAGCACUUGUGGGAACUGUACCAGAGCUACAAGAAUGACAUGAAUGUGAGCCGGUCGGCUUAUGUGUGUCUCGUAAUUGCCUACGUCACGCUCAUACUGGUGGGCACUGCCGGAAACGGACUAGUAGUCACAGCUGUGGUUCGCAAAGCGUCCAUGAGGACCCCCAGGAACCUUUUCAUCUUCAAUCUCGCCGUAUCGGACAUAAUACUAUGCAUGAUCACGAUGCCGUUCACGCUGAUUGAAAUCGUGUCGAUCAACUGGAAACUCGGAGAAUUCGCGUGCAAACUUGUGGGAAUACUGGAACCGACGAGCAUCUUCGUAUCUACGCUGAGCAUCACUGUCAUCGCUGUCGAUCGCUGCUACAUUAUCCUGCAUCCGACGAAGAAUAGCGUGCAGCAACGAGGCGCCUGCUUGAUUAUGGCGACCAUUUGGGCCGUGUCGAUCAUCUGUGGGAUCCCAUUGUUCAUGAACAGUUCCUUCCGGUCGGGACAUCGGGUUAUUGGAUGCGGGAAACGUUUGAGUCCUUGUGCCCACGAUGAUGUGGAGGACUACCGUACCUCGUUGCUGGGUGGGAUUGGACUCGGUCCCAGGCCCGAGGGGAACGUGGUAUCACUGAAUAAUGCACCCGAGGAUGUCAUGCUUCGCUGA